UGCUUUCCCUCCGCAGCUCGGGUCCGCGCCCCAGUCCUGAGGGUGGCGCGGAGGGCCGGGAGGGAGGGUCGGCUGGUGGGCGGCGCCUCUCGGGGCUGGAGGCCGCUCCGGGCCGGCGCCGCCCUCUGUCUCUCGCCGUCCCUCCCUCCUGCCCGCCGGCGCUCCGAGGCCGAGCUUCCUGCGUCCCCAUCCCGCUCCCGGAGCGGGCUGUGCGCCCUCUACGCCACCGCCUCCCUCGACCGAGACCCCCCCACGCCGCCGAACCUCCGGCCCCGGGAUCAUAGCGCUCCGAAGGAGGCAGCCCGGGGGGGACCGGGUCGGGGAGCCCCCGGUCCCCGGCCGCCCGACCGUGACCGUGCUGGACCCGCAGCCGCCCGGGUGGGUCCUUAACUCAAAAGUUUAGCAUGAAGAGUUGUUUUCAGGCCUGCCCUGAGCGCCCCCACGAAACAACAGACCUCUCGGCCGCAGCUGUCCACGCAGGAUGCCUCGAAUUUGCUGGAAGCCGUCCCUCGAGAGCGCAGCCGCUGCUUCUUUAGGGCGGCACUAGGGAUUUCGUUCCGUGCGUUGAAGGGGUUUCUGUUGUUCUUGCUGCGGCUGCUGGUGCGCUCAUUUAUUUACUUUCUUGCUUUGCACCGGCCCUCGGCCCGCUCCCACUGGCAUGAUGGCCCAGUCGAAGGCCAACGGCUCCCACUAUGCGCUGACCGCCAUCGGCCUGGGGAUGCUGGUUCUCGGGGUCAUCAUGGCCAUGUGGAACCUGGUGCCCGGGUUCAGUGCCCACGAAAAGCCGACAGCUCAGGGGAACAACAAGACAGAGAUAGGCAGUGGCAUUCUCAAGAGCAAGACCUUCUCCGUGGCCUACGUGCUGGUCGGGGCUGGGGUGAUGCUGCUUCUGCUCUCCAUCUGCCUGAGCAUCCGGGACAAGAGGAAGCAGCAUCAAGGCGAGGAGAUGGCCCACAUCCAGCACCAGCCAGGGGUCGAGCCACACGGCCGGGAGGAAGACAGCCAGGAGGAGGAGGAGGACGCCUCCUCCAGGUACUAUGUCCCCAGUUACGAGGAAGUGAUGAACACAAACUACUCAGAAGCGAGGGAACUGGACCAGAACCCGAGGAUGAGCAUCUCUCUCCCGUCCUAUGAGUCCUUGACGGGUCUUGACGAGACGAGCCCCACAGCUGCCAGGGCCAACGUGGAGACCAGCCCGGGGAAUCCACCCGACAGGCAGAACUCCAAGUUGGCCAAACGCCUAAAGCCACUCAAAGUUCGAAGGAUUAAAUCCGAAAAGCUUCACCUCAAAGACUUCAGGAUCAGCCUCCCGGACAAAAACGUCCCUCCUCCCUCCAUCGAGCCUUUGACCCCCCCACCACAGUAUGAUGAAGUCCAGCAGAAGGCUCCUGAUGCCCGGCCACCUGACUGACGGCCCCGCUCAGGUGUGUUCCUCCGGUCGCUCACCCUCCACGCCACGGACCCCCCGUGAAGCCACUUCAGCUGCAAUUGAGGAGCGGAGGGGGCAGAUGCAUACAGAUUGAUGUGGAUGGGGGUGAGGGAGGGGGGCGUGGGGAGUCCAGUGACUAGGGACUGACUGACAUCCACAGAACCUCACGUGGCAGGUGCGUCGGGAAUAGGUGCUGCCUCGGAUCUCGGGAUGUGGACCCCGUCGGGGUCCUCGCGGGGUACGCACCUUCCCCAUCGUUUUUCCCCAACUCUGGGUUGUUGGCCACAACACCUCUCUUUCCAAACAGGAGAGGAUGCCUAGCAGCUGGUUUAGGUUGUGAUUUUUGUUUUGCUUCCACUAGGACUGUUUUGUUUCAAAAAGAAAACAAGAUAUGCCUUUGCUUUCUUCACCGGAGUCCUGAGCUGUGGGUAGGAGAUAUGACUCGGCUUUCUAGAAAGGACGCGGGGCCGUUUCGGGAAUGAAGUGAAACAAGAGGCUGAUCGAUGAUGUGGGGGUGAGGCCCAGCUGGGGCUCUCUCAGAGCCCCUGAAGCUGUUGGCUCUCGGAGGGCACAAGGCCCGGUGAUGCAUAAGAUCAGAGUCUUUACUGGUACGCUUUCCUAGUGCCUUCUGGGUAAGGGCAACAAAGGAAAGCUGUGUGAGAUAUUUUAUUCCUUCUAAAGUGCCGUGCAAGUGAGCUUUUUAUAAUAAAAUAUUUUAUAUGUAGUACAUUUGGGCGCUGAAUUACUGUCGCAGCUCUUCCAACACUGACUUGCUUAGGGAGAAAUAUCACUGAUAAUAAUAGUUGCUGCUAAUCUGCACAAAACACUUCACCCGUGUUACGGCAUUUCAUCUGCAUCCUGGUAUCACUGCCAUUUUGCAGGCUAGCUCACAGAGGCUCAGGUUCAAGUGCCUCACGUCACAUCGCUAGGAAGUAGCCGCGCUAGAGUCUGAACCCCAGCCGUCUGGCUCCAGGGCCUGAGUUCUUUAAAUGCUCUACUGUGCCAUUCAGCGUAAAGAGCUUUUUCAAACUUCGAAUGAGGAUCUGUGCUUCCCAGGAAGGGGAAGCUAUUACUGCUGCCCCUUCGACCCACAUACCCAACAGAACAUGGUGGCUGUCUAGACAGCAGCUCCUACCGACCUAAACGUCCCCCCAGCAUCCCCCUCCUGAGACCCGGCCCAGCGGGAGCCGAGGGGCUGUAUGCUCAGAAAGGCCGGGUGAGUGUGUCCUCAUGCAGGGGGCAAAGUGCCUGCCUGUGGAACCCAGGAAAGCAGUUCAACUAAUGAGGAUGCCCAGGGGAUUGCUGACUGCUGAGACUAAGCCAGAAGAGGAACGACUGGGGUCAGGGUCUUGACCGUGGAGUGGGAGUCUGGGAAGACACACCUGAGUCCAGGGGUGCCUUCCUGGUACUGGGAAGCAUGAAGUGGAGUCUGCAUGGCUAGGAGAAGAGUAAAUUCUGAGGCCCUGGAUGUUUCCUAAAAACUUCUAAGUAGAGAAGAGGCAGCAGGUAGGGAAUGAAUCACUCCUGAUCUCAGGAUGGGCAGUACGGUCUAAAUUCCAACCUUUCACUUUCCUUAUGCAAAUCAAUCUAUUAAAAGGGAGCUGCAAGGACCUGCUUCGUGGCUUAAGACACCAGAGACCUGUGGCUCUCCAUGUAUCUGGGGGAAGUUAGUCUUUAUGCUUCCUCCUGAUGGGAAGACAAACAGGAGGAAAAAGAAAAGAUGAGCAGGGCACCUGGAUGGCUCAGUUGAUUAAGCCUCUGACUCUUGACUUCGGCUCAGGUCAUGGUCUCAGGGUCGUGAGAAUGAGCCCGGAGUAGAGCCCUACAUUGGGCUCCACGCUCAGCAGGGAGUCGGCUGGAGAUUCUCUCUCUCCUUCUGUCCCUCCACCGCCCCCUUUCUAAAAUAAAUAAAUCUUUAAAAAAGAAAAGGAGAAUAGCAAGAUUCCAAAUGAUAGAAAGGGCCCUCAAAAAAAAAAAAAAAAAAGAAAGGGCCCUCAGUCUGGGCUCUGGUGGAUCAUCCUGUGGGGCGUCUGCCCAGCCUAGACCCUCCUGGGGGGAGAAAGUUUUGGGGCUUGUAGUGGGCUGGAUGGUAACCCUGAAAGAUCUCAGGACCUAAGUCCUAGGACCUGCGGAAGUUACCUGACAAGGUAAAGGUUUUGCAGGCAUGAUUAAAUUAAGGGUUUUGAGAUGAGGUUAUCCGGGAAUCACCAGGUGAACUCUAGAUGCCAUCCACAAGUGCACUUGCAAAUGAGAGCUGGGGGACACCACACGCAUAGAAGGGGAGGAACCAUGGUGACCACGGCUGCAGAGACUGGCCUGGUGUGUCUGCAAGCCAGGGACUGCCGGCAGCCCUGGAGCUGGAGGAGGCAAGGGGAUUCCCCCCUAAGCAUCCACAGGAGCUGCAACCUUGACUGUGGCCCAGCUGAUGCUGGUUUUGGACUUCUGGCCUCCAGAACCAUGAGAAAAUACCUUUCUAUUAUUUUAGGCUACUAAGUCUGUGGGAAUUUGUUGCCUAGAACAUGUAGCAUAUAGAGCAUGGUUCACCUUUGUCUAUAGGAAGGCAGAGAGAAUGUUAGCUGGAAAUGUGGCCUGGAGACCUGAACAGUGCCUAGAGAAGCAAAAGAAAAAAGAAAAAAUCCAUCUGCAGUAUUAAGAUAAAACCACCUGUCAAAGCAGGGGACCACCUUCACCUCAAAAUUCCCCAAGGCACACUCAUCCUGUUUGCCCCUUGGUCCAGAUCUAUCAGGGCCCUCCAUCUUUUGACUCAAAAAAAAAAAAAAAAAAAAAAAAAAAGGUGGGGGGCAGAGGGUAAAAGCCAGAAUAAAGCCUCUAGCCCUUUC
Molecule: messenger RNA, 4269 nt
Organism: Mirounga angustirostris (Northern elephant seal)
Lineage: Eukaryota; Metazoa; Chordata; Mammalia; Carnivora; Phocidae
Gene: TMEM51
Product: transmembrane protein 51
Exons: 4
Coding region: 659-1411 (250 amino acids)
Source: RefSeq, a predicted model, not a curated record